UACCUGGAAAAACCUGGAAAACCGGGAAUCCUCAGGGAAUUAUUUUUAACAUGGAAAAACCUGGAAUACUCAGGGAAAUUUCAUGGUACUCAGGGAAUUUAUUCAGUUCAUCGAAAAAAAUCGCGAUUUUUCGAUGAAAUAUUUUUCAGUGUAGCAUUUGCGCAGGGAGGCGUUUCUGAAUGGCCACGCUUUGACAUAUAAACGGUCAAAGUAAGAAAAAAGAUUGCUUCAUCUCUAUUACACACACUACUGCACACUCUCAUCUGCACACUUAAGCUCUGAGAGCAUCAGCAAAGAUUAGUCAUCUGUCAUCUGGUGCGUAAACGAAUUCAUUUUGCUAGCAGUUUUUCGAUUAAAUUUGUUGAAUUGUCCAUAUACAAUCAGAAAUCGACAUUCCAGGAUGGCUGCAUCGAACUGGACCACAGUUUUCCAACCUUGCUGGCUAGAUGAUCUUGACUUCAAAACGUGGAUUCGACAAAUCGAUCACAAGCCCAAAAGCGCAUAUUGUUCAUUGUGCAGUUCAGAGUUCUCACUCAGCAACAUGGGCAAACAAGCUUUGAAAAGCCAUAUGAGAUCCAAAAAACAUUUGAUGCGAGCAGGAGCAGGCUCUAGUUCAUUGUUGAACUUUGUAAAAUCAUCUCCGACAACAGUGUCCGUUCCAGCGACCGUGACAGAAACCGCGACUAGGUCGGAAUCCAAAUCUUCCGUAGAUAAAAGCGAACAGAAAUCUUCAAGUCGGGUGCUCAGCCAGUUCAUAAUCAAAAACGAAGUAACCGAAGCUGAAGUGCUAUGGUGUAUCCAAACAGUAAUGAGCCACAAAUCCUUGCGAGCCUCAGAGAAAGAUGUUUCGGUGCUGAAAAGGAUGUUCCGUGACAGCGAGGUAGCAAGCAAGCUGCAACUUAAAAAGGACAAGAUUGCUUAUGUCGUAAUGUACGGUAUUGCUCCGUAUUUUAAAGCAGAACUGGUUGAUCGUGUCAAUCAAUGCGAUUUUUUUGUGGCUGGGUUCGAUGAGUCCAUGAACAAAGUUACAAAGAAGCAACAGAUGGAUAUAAACAUCCGUUAUUGGGAUAAGGAUACAAACUCUGUUACAGCUCGGUAUUUUACGUCACGGUUUCUCACUCGUUCCCGAGCUACCGAUUUGUUGGAGGCCUUUCAAGAGGGACUGAAAAUGCUGGAUCUGAGUAAAAUGCUGCAGGUGUCCAUGGAUGGCCCAAAUGUAAAUUGGGCGUUCCUACGCGAAUUGAAACUAGAGUUAACAGGAGAUGCAAAGUUGCUUGAUUUGGGUAGCUGUGGACUGCAUAUUAUGCAUGGUGCGUUCAAGGAUGGUUUCCAGGCGACGGAAUGGCCGGUCGUUACGUUUCUACGAGCUUUGUAUAAUCUGUUCAAAGAAGUUCGCGCCCGGCGCGCAUUGUAUGUGCAAUAUUCAGGGAGUGACGUUUUUCCUCUGAAAUUCUGUGGUCACAGGUGGCUUGAGAAUUCGAACGUGGCUAAAAGGGCUAUUGACACUAUCGGAAACAUGCGAAAGUUUGUCGACGGAGUCAAGAAAGACAAGGUUGAGCCUAAAUGCAAAUCGUUUAGUGAUGUUGUGAAAUUUUUGAACGAUCCGCUAAUUUGUGCCAAACUAACAUUUUUCCAUUCAGUUGCAAUGAAAAUCGAACCGCUUCUUAGGAAACUUCAAACUGAUGACCCAAUGGUUCCCUUCUUGUACACUGCGAUUUGCCAAGUAAUCGUGACUCUUUGUGAAAAGUUUAUCAAGCCAGAUAAAUUAGAAAAGUCCGAUUUUCUGACUAUUGACGAUGUCAAAGAUACCGCAAAUCAACUGACAGCGAAAAGCGUUAACCUUGGCUUCGAUACCAAGAAAGCUCUGAAGGACGCAAAGGUGAAAGAACUGGAUGCUAUGAACUUUCGUAACGAAUGCAAGACUUGUUUUAAAACAAUUGUGUGCAAAUUGCUCACAAAAUCGCCAAUAACCUACCCUUUGGCGAAAGCGGCCAGUUGCUUGGAUCCUUGCCUAAUGGUUUCCAAUGCCAACAUAGCCAAACGCAGAAUGGAUAAAUUACUCUCCCUGCUGAUUGACUGUGGCAGAAUAAGCGGGCGAAAAGGUGACUUAGCUGCAAGCCAGUAUCGCGCUGUGAUCAAGCAAACAACAUUUAUUGAUUUGUGUAAGAGCUACAACCGCAAUCAUACUAGGCUGGACCAUUUUUGGUAUGAUGGUCUGGGACAGAAGUACCCUGAUUUGUUCGAAAUAAUAAAAGUUGUGUGCUGCUUGUCGCAUGGCAAUGCAAACGUUGAGAGAGGCUUCGCUGUGAAUUCGGAAUGCCUAUUUGAAAAUAUGAAGGAGGAAUCUGUUGUAGCUAAACGACAAGUGUACGAUGCGGUUUCACAGUGUGGUGGGUUGGAUAAAUUUGAAGUUAACAAGUCACUACUGCUAAUGGUUCGUAACGCUCACUCAUUGUAUGCUGAGGAUCUUGAUCGCAAGAAGACGGCAGCUGCUGAAAAUGCAUCACUGACAGCAUUGAAGAAGAAAAACGCCGCUGAAGCUCGAGGGUUAGAGCUGCAAAGGAGAAAACUACUGGAAGAUGCGCAGAAUGAAGCAAACGCACUAACUGAACAAAUAAAUUUGUUAAAAAAGUGAAAGAUUAAAAAUGUUAAUUUUUACGUUAUAUCCGCAAUAAACGAAACCAUUGUACUGUUACAUAUAUAUCGAUUAACCAGAAUUUUAUUUUG
Messenger RNA from Aedes aegypti (yellow fever mosquito), 2727 nucleotides. RefSeq lists its product as uncharacterized. NCBI's taxonomy places the organism in Eukaryota, Metazoa, Arthropoda, Insecta, Diptera, Culicidae. The record is from RefSeq and is a predicted model, not a curated record. The transcript is spliced from 2 exons. Bases 401 to 2635 code for a protein of 744 amino acids.